AUGCAGUCUAUCAGACUAUUGAAUUUGCUACCAAGAGGAAGUGUGACUGCAUGUUCAUUACGACUAGUUAGUACGACAAAUUCCUCACCACCACAUAAUCUCGAUAGUAAAACUCAGAAAACUGUAGAAUCUAUUAAAAAUGAAAAGAACAAGUCUACGGGAACUAUCUACAAUGUACCAGAGUACUAUGAACAUAAAACAUUUGAAUUAGUGGAUCAACUGUAUGAACUAUACUCUGCUAUAUCAGUUGCUGAAAAACGUCCAGUUAGUAGUAAAUUACUAUCAAGAAUUAAUGAGAUUCAAAAAUAUACCGAUCCAAAUUUCAUGGAAGAUGAUACACUUUUGGCUCAGUCUAAAAUUGAAAUUAUUUUAGCUCAACGAGACAGGAUAGAGAAAAUCGGCAGUGAUCUUGAAAAGAUUUCAAAGUUGCGAGAUUGUUUAAAUCAUCCAGCAUUUGGAGAAAUCAGCAUGUUAAAACAGAAGUUUGAAGAUCUACGAAUGGUACAUAAUGAUCAAUAUGUCAUGUCCGAGAAGUUGAUCGCUGAUACACAAGCUUUAUUGGACACAUAUCAUAAUUUGAUACGUGACACAUCUAAAUUAUUCAUAUAUUGGAAUCAACGUGCUUUAGCCACAGGAUCAUCAGUGGACUCAUCUGAUUCAUGA
This is a messenger RNA of Schistosoma mattheei, 663 nucleotides long. The record is from the annotation of a GenBank genome assembly. NCBI's taxonomy places the organism in Eukaryota, Metazoa, Platyhelminthes, Trematoda, Strigeidida, Schistosomatidae.